AUGGGCAAGCAUACACCUACUGACCUGACACCCGAGGAGCUCAAUGGCCUAGUUUCGGCGUUGACUGAGGAGCAGCGUGUACGUCUGGAGGAAAUACGUAGCCUGUAUUCGAUGCACAUCAGCGGUAACCAGGAGUUGUUCGACGACCUUUUCUUCGUGAGGUUUUUACGCGCUCGCAAGUUCGACAUUAAUAAGACCAGUGCAAUGUUGAAUAAAUAUUUCAGUUGGCGCUUAGAAAUCAAGGUUGACGAGAUUUUACGCAGCGAUUUUUCUUACAUACGGGACACGGUUAGGCAGUAUUUCCCACACGGUUUCCAUGGAGUUGACCGUCUUGGCCGACCCAUAUAUAUCGAACGUAUGGGCCAGGGAAGCUGUACUAAGCUGCUUCAAAAUUUGUCAACCGAGCAGUUGACUCGAUACUACGUCCAACGUUACGAGUACCUGACUCAUGUGAUGAUGCCAGCUGCUUCUAUGAAGCAUGGUAAGCCUGUAGAGCAGCUGCUGACUCUUGUGGAUCUUCGCGGAUUCUCCAUAUCGCAAAUUAACACUAAGCUCCGCGCCUUCCUUACGGCAAUGUCCGCUGUCACUCAAAACUACUAUCCAGAAAUGCUUGGAAAACUGUUAUUUAUUAACGCAUCCACGUUUUUUUCGGCACUAUGGCAGAUCCUCUCCCCGCUGCUAGACGCCAAGACGCUUUCAAAAAUCAGUGUCAUAUCGUCGAAAACCGAGUCUAAGGCCAUAGUCAACGAACUUGUUGACGCCGACCAACUCCCUAUGUUUUUGGGAGGUAUCAGACCAGACGAUGACUGGAUGGGAUCGGACUUUGGGCCUUGGGGCGACCCAGAGAUCAUAGAGGAGCUAAAGCGCAAGCGACCACAUGUACCGACUGAACUUUAUGACGUCAAAGGACUGUGA
Molecule: messenger RNA, 915 nt
Organism: Babesia sp. Xinjiang
Lineage: Eukaryota; Apicomplexa; Aconoidasida; Piroplasmida; Babesiidae
Product: Phosphatidylinositol/phosphatidylcholine transfer protein SFH2
Exons: 4
Coding region: 1-915 (304 amino acids)
Source: RefSeq, a predicted model, not a curated record